AUUUUGGUGAUAGUGUAUAUACGUACGAACGAAGAACUUUUGAAAAAAAGACGUAUAGUGUAAAUCAAUACUCGUGAAUAAACACAGUAUAAUUGUGUAGUCAAAGGUGCGCCGAAUGUGCUACGAUUCGGUUCUUAAAUGUGGAAGCUUGAUGCUUGUGGAUAAACUGUUGACCUACUUUCCAGUGAUGAUUGUCGGGCUUAACACACGGCCGACAAAUUCAAAUUCCUUUUGAGUCUUUUUUCCUUAAUUUCCUCGAGAAAAUUCUGUCUUGAGAGUUGUUGAAGUAAAAAGUUCUUGGGCUCAGACAAAUGCUUGAAAAUAAUGAUGGGUUUGUAAGGAUUUAGCGCUCGUUGAAACAUCAAAGCCAGCUUGUAUUAUGUUGCAGGUUUUUGAGAUAUGAAUAUGAACGGAAAAAAUAUCGACAGUAUUGAAGGGCUCGAUGAACUAAUCCCAUCAGUACAUGCAGUGGCUGCAGUGGGCAUAAGUGCAAGUAAGAAAAGCAAAUAUGUUCUCAGUUGGGCACUGGAAAAAUUUGUUCCGGAAGGUUACGUUUAUUUCAAGCUGGUUCACGUCCAUCCGGUGAUUUCGAGAAUUCCAACUCCUACUACAGUGGGAAACUACAUUCCGAUUUCUCAAGUUCGAGAUGACAUAGCAGCUGCUUUCAAAAAGGAGAUGGAGACUCAAAUAACUGAAAAACUUCUUCCUUACAAAAAAAUGUGUAGUCAAAGAAAGGUGCAAGUGGAAAUCGUACAAAUAGAGUCAGAUGAUGUGGGAACUGCAAUAUCUGGCUAUAUUCAAAAGCAUAAAAUCAAUAAACUUGUUAUUGGUACUUCGUCUCGCAGUAUGUUCUCAAGGGCACAAAUGUUGUCUUCAAAAAUAUCAGAAUGCUGCCCAGCCUUUUGUAGUGUGUACGCUGUUUCUAAAGGAAAAUUAUCAUCAAUGAAGCCGUCAGAUUCCGAAACAAACCGAGGCUAUGAAGAUGACAGUAGUGAAACAAGUUGUUCCUCUGAUAAUUCUUCAAGCCUUACCCUCAGCUCGCAAGCAGAAUGGACGGUUAAAGACUCGUUCUCCAAGUUGCGUUCUGCUUCACUGCCAGAACAGCGUUUUCAAGCUCUCUCGGCCAUAAACCAUACGCUUCUUCGUAAAAGAAUUGCUUCAAAUAUAAUUAUGCAUCCUAAAAGUUCAUUAGUCGACAAUAGCUCAGAUGUAAGCCAUGCAACUAAACAGACUCUUAGCGUGGCAAGAUCCAGAACACUCAAUGCUUCAUAUCAAAUUUCAAAUUCUGGUACUUUACCUGAGAAUAAGGCUAAUAUCAAUCUUGAGCUCGAAAAAUUGAGAACUGAACUCACACAUAUUCGAGGAAUGUAUGCAGUGGCCCAAGGCGAGGCAAUUGAAGCCUCUAGGAAGCUUAGCGAACUCGAAAAACGCCGUGUGGAGGAGGAAAUUAAUCUCAAUGAGAUAAGCUUAAAGGAGGAAGAAGCGAAAGAGCUGGCCAGACAGGAAAAAAGGAGAUACGAAGAUGCCAAAAAGGAAGCCGAAUUCAUCAAGGAAUGUGCCGAAAGAGAAGCUGCAGAAAGAAAAGAAGCUGAGAUGAGAGCGUCCCGUGAGACCAAUGAGAAAGAAAAACUCGAGAGUGCCUUGAAUGGCAGUUUCAAUCAGUACCGUCCAUUUACGUGGAAAGAAAUUGUGUCCGCCACGUCAUCCUUUUCUGAUAGUCUUAAAAUCGGGAUGGGAGCGUAUGGGACUGUGUACAAAUGCAGCUUUCAGCAUACGACAGCUGCUGCAAAAAUUCUGCAUGCCAAGGAAGCUAGCAGGAACAAGCAGUUUCGGCAGGAGCUGGAGAUCUUGAGCAAGAUCCGCCACCCGCACCUUCUAAUCCUCCUCGGCGCCUGCCCCGAACACAGCUGCCUCGUGUACGAGUUCAUGGAAAACGGCAGCCUCGAGGACAGAAUCUUCCGGAAGAACUCCACUCCCCCACUCCCAUGGCCCGACCGCUUUCGAAUCGCCCACGAGGUGGCCUCUGCACUCGUCUUCCUCCACGAGGCCAAGCCCAAAUCCAUCAUCCACCGAGACCUCAAGCCCGCGAACAUAUUACUCGACCGAAACCUCGUCAGCAAAAUCGGUGACGUGGGCCUCUCCACAAUGGUCAGCCGGGACCCACUCUCACUUCCCGCCACUUACAGCGAAAAUGGCUUAGUCGGCACAUUGUGCUAUAUCGACCCUGAAUACCAGAGAACAGGCGUAAUUUCGCCUAAAUCCGAUGUGUAUGCGUUUGGAAUGGUUGUUUUGCAGCUGCUGACCGGAAAACCGGCGAUUGCUCUGACUCACGCGGUGGAGAGUGCGGUGGAAGAGGGCUGUUUGACGGAGGUGCUCGACUGGGAAGGCGGCCGGUGGCCGGAGGAGGAGACGAGAGAGUUGGUGGUGUUGGGGUUGAAGUGCACAGAGAUGAGGCAGAGGGAUAGGCCGGAGUUAAGGGAAGAGGUUUUGCCGGUUUUGGAGAGGUUGAGAGAGUUUGCGGAGAAGGCUCGGGAUUUGGGGUCGGAGGUAAUGGAUGACCCGUGUGUUGCUGGGGAUGGGUAUACUUACGAUCGCUGGGCAAUAGAGACAUGGCUUAAGGAGAAAGAUAUUUCGCCCGUGACUGGAUUACCAUUGCCACACAAAUACCUUACGCCGAAUUACACACUUCUAUCUGCCAUUAUAGAGUGGAAAUCUGGAAAACAAACAUGAUUUUUUUUUCUUGUAUUUAUGGGGUUCUUUUUUUUCUUGCUUUAUGAAUUUUCUUCUUAGUUUUGAAAUGAAGCAUCAGUCUUACAUGCUUCAAGUGUAUGAAAUAGAUAGAUUAGUUAAUAGUUAUACAACAGCUUCUUCAAUACACAACACACACACAUACACACACCAAGAGUUGGUCAGACUUAUGUACUUAAAAUGUAAUGUCCAAUCAAAUAUUGUUAGAGUUGAGAAUGUUAUGAGCUGCAAGUGUGAUUAAUGAAUCUUUCUCCUUCUCUCUGCCUGAAUCUAUAUUUUCC
This is a messenger RNA of Striga asiatica, 3029 nucleotides long. Lineage: Eukaryota; Viridiplantae; Streptophyta; Magnoliopsida; Lamiales; Orobanchaceae. The record is from the annotation of a GenBank genome assembly.